Messenger RNA from Chelmon rostratus (copperband butterflyfish), 1527 nucleotides. Its product is annotated as solute carrier family 22 member 13. The transcript has 10 exons. NCBI's taxonomy places the organism in Eukaryota, Metazoa, Chordata, Actinopteri, Chaetodontiformes, Chaetodontidae. The record is from RefSeq and is a predicted model, not a curated record. The annotation marks the transcript as partial. Gene Ontology annotation, biological process: transmembrane transport. Gene Ontology annotation, molecular function: transmembrane transporter activity.
AUGUCUCCGCUGCAGCUGUCCGUCUACUGGCGUCUCUCCCUCAUCUUCUUCUUGACCCCUUUCCUCUUCUUUCUCGACAUUUUCACGGCCGCCAUCGUAGCGGCCACUUGUCACCACGGCAACAGCACCGGCGCGGGCGCUUUGCACGGAACGUUGCCACCGCAGAGCAACCAAUCAUGGCACAGCGAGGGUGAAGCCGAUUGGUUGAUGGAGAGCGGGAAUCCAGACUCAGUGUGUGGUUGGACAGACUGGUUGUCCUACGGUCAGACUCUCUUCAUGGUCGGGAUGCUGCUGGGAUCUCUGUUUGGAGGAACAAUAUCUGACCGGUAUGGGAAGCGUCCUGUGCUGCUGGUGUGUUUGUGCGUGCACGCCAUGUGCGGCCUCGUGCCCGCCGUCCUCCCUCAGCCGUUCCUCUUCCUCGCUGUCCGCUGCCUGACGGGCAUCUGCUGCUGCUGCAUCAACAUCUGCUCCUUUAGUCUGGCAGUGGAGUGGACCCUCCCUGCCGCUCGUCUCUGGCCGCCGGCCUUCCUGCCUUUCUGCUUCAGUCUGGGGACGAUGGGUGGAGCUCCGCUGGCCUGGCUCAGCCCCACCUGGAGACAGCUUCACCUGUCGCUGGCUCUGCCUCAGCUCAUGUGUCUGCCGCUCUACUUUUCAGUCCCGGAGUCUCCUCGCUGGCUGUUGUUAAAAAGGAGGACGGAUGUUCUGGACCGUUACUGUAGCAACAGCCCUGCAGAUAAACAUUGUCUUGAGCUGCUGUUGGACUCGGCCUGGUCUGACUUGCAGAAAGCCACUGAGGUGAGGAAGGAGCCGCCACCCGGAGACCACGCCCCCAGUGACAUCAUCCACCUCAGACACCCGACCGUCCUGCUGCGGCUGUUCAUCAUGAGCUACCUGAGUGCAGCAUCGGCGCUGACGUACUACGGCAUCUGUAUGAACAUUGGCUCGUUUGGCGUCGGCGUCUACUCCGCCCAGUUCUUCUCCGGCCUGUCGGAGGCUCCCUGUCUGCUCGUCCCAUUGGCUCGCCUGGGACGCCGGCCCCUCAGCAUGAUCGCUCAGUUCCUGAGUGGACUGGCCUGCUUCCUGUCGUUAUUGCUGUCCAAAUACAACGGUGACCCGGUGCUGGUGAUGAGUCUGGCUCUGCUGGGGAAACUCUGCAUCCUGGCAGCCAUCUUCAUCUCCAUACUGUACGGCAUUGAGCUGUUCCCCACUGUGGUCAGACAGCGGUGUGUGUCCAUGGUCAACUUGUGCUUCCGGCUCGGCUGUCUGGUCAACUCCCUCGUCCCUCCCAACCCAAACGGAGCGAUCUCAUUGGCUGCCAUGGUCGUGUACAGCAGCGGACCGAUCGUAAGCUGCGGGCUGUGCCUGCUGCUGCCGGAGACCAGCGGUGUCCCGCUUCCUGAUUCUGUGGAGGACUGUCACAGGCAGCCUCGGCCCCGCCCACCCAGCGUGCGCGCCCUCUGGAGGACACGGAAGCUGGUGAGCAGCCAAACCAGGAAAACAGAGAUCCUCCCUGCAGAGAAGGAGGAC